Amoebophrya sp. A120 is the source of this 8255-nucleotide messenger RNA. The record is from the annotation of a GenBank genome assembly. NCBI's taxonomy places the organism in Eukaryota, Dinophyceae, Syndiniales, Amoebophryaceae.
GCAGUGUAGUGCAGGUUAGCAAGUGCAGCCGCGUCACAGAUUCAUCUGCUGAUCCUGUUCACAGCAUCACAAAUUCCAAAACACGAUUGGAAAUGGCUCUCAUGGGGAUGCGCAUUACAAGUCUUCCUGUCUUUGCAAAUCUGCAUUACAACUCUGGUGUGGGUACGUUUUUACUCAGGAUACGAUCCCCACCUACGUCAUCGACCGCGUGCGCAGGGAGCAAAAUGACAUGUCCCAGCGGGAGUGCAACGGGGCGACGGUCGAGCCGCUGCGAAACUUUCGGACCAAAAGUAAGGAGGGCGGCGGGACCGGGAGUAGUAGUACCACGAUGAAAAGCAGAAUGGAGGUGUCGCAUUCCACCUCGAAGGGAAGCGGGCACGCGUCGAAGCGACAGCGACAGGCGAGUCCGACGUAGAAGGAGGUGAUGUAAAGCCACCAGCACCAACCAUGUGGAACAGGAAGGAGAGGUUGUAGCUGUACUAGGCGACAUUUUUGGGAGUAUAAAACUCGAAAAAUAGGGGGAAGGACGGGGUGCACAUGGUCUUAAGAUUUUAUUUUCGGAAUCAGUCUGACACUGACUGGUCUUUAUGCUACAAUACCAAUACGUUAAUAUACGAACUUGUUGUUGUGUCCUGCUACGGCAUAGAACACAUCAAAAAGAACGAAACAGUAUAUAAAGAACAGCGCAAUCUAAUCAGUUUAAGGUUUUACAGUUAUGCGUGGAAAUGGUGCGAAAAUCGCCAUUACUGAACCGCUAUCGAAAGCUCUCAGUUUCUCAAAGUUUAUGCAUGUGAUGAAAUCUACGGAUUUUCACACCACGAAGAUAGGUAGAAUCAGUUGAAAUCACCGUAUAGAUGAAAGGUCUUAUUAAAAGGGAAGGGUUGUAUUUUUUUACGAAUUGGAAUUUUUUCCAGAGUCAAAAUAUCUCGUGCUAGUGCUCUCGUGCUAGCGUUAAAACUACGUGCAAAAAAAAAGAGCCCUGAGAUGCACACAGCUAUUGCAACGCAGCUAGCCGACACCUUCAAAUAAAUCCGAGAGAAAAUAAGCCGAGGAGCACCGCAUAGAUAUAGUGGAUGUCAGGCGCACGCCUGCCUGACGUCCAUGUUGGUAGUAGGUACCAUGCACACUUCCGAACAAAGCUCGUUUCAGGCGGUGGACGAGCUGCAUCUUUGGACGAGCCGCUCUGUGAUCAACAACUUUAUUCAAGACAAAGACUUUUUAAACUACCGAUCAAAUUAUUGAACUAUAAUCUCUAUCUCUGUUUAAUGCACAGAAGGAGCCUUGGCCAUACGGCUACAGCAACAGCUAAUUUAUGGUGAAUUAUCAGCAUUGCCACCUGCAGCGACCCAGCACUUUGACGCAAGAAGAAGACGACAUUGCAAUCGAAGAGCCUACUUACUUUAUCGAACUAUAAAACGAACAUUUCAAUGAUUUCCUUCACAUCGCUACAAGUAAUAAUACGUAUGCAGCAGGACUUAUCAGUUUUACUCCAUCGCCGCUGCUGCGAAGACUACUACAUGUGCUGUUGAUUGAUGGCAAAGUAUUAACGAGUACAUAUGCAAACUGCUGCUCCAACUGCGUCUCCCUCUUCUCUUGACGUUUUUGUUGAAUUUUCCUGCAGUUGUUUUCGAUAUUCUUCAGCGCGCAUAGUUGUUGUACAUCUUCUUCACAUGAUAAAAGGCGGAAAAAAUUAUCGGCCGUGCGUCUGUGUGGUUCUUCCUUUUCGAUAUGCAAGGGAACAACUAGCACAACACACGGCUGUUCUUGCAAUCUUCGCAAGGUCCCUGACCACGCCUCUGUGUUGGUCCAUGUGCGUGUUGUGCAUCGCGAGCCCGCAUGAGUGUUAAAGCAGUAGUUUUUUCUUUUAUUUGUUGAAACUUCAUCCUCCUACUUGUAGAUGAGAAAAAUUUCUCGGAUUUGGUUUCGGUAGUUCAUGUGGAUAGAAGCUUCGGUCAUAUACGAGCAUUGACACAUAUUAGAUCUCGGUUUACUACAAGAAAAACAAUGAUUAAAGCACAGACCAGAGGUAUUGGCAUUCAUCGCAUGGGAUCUCAAAUAAUGUUGAAGACAAAUGCUGGAUCUAUUGUUCCUAGAUAUUAAGCAGAUCACAUUUAUGAAGAUGAUCCAGCAUGCUUUUUUCCCGGCUCGAAAUCUUCAUGAUCCGGUUUUUGUAUGGGGGUGAUGUGUCACGAUGUGUGAAUUCGGUGUAACGAGCACUACAUGAACGCAGCACUCGGUGAAGUACAAGAAGUGUGUGCAGUUUCCGAAAGAAAUCGAGGAAAGACUCAAACCUAGUACACGUCAUCGAUGAACAGCAAAUGCAUUCUUUUUCAACAGGCCAUUCUUUCGGUUUAUUCCGCCUGCAAGUUUUCUUAUGUAGCCUAGCCAAAAAGAAAAAGAAGAAGUUCGCGAAUCGACAUUUCGGAAACAGUAGAAUCAACUCAUAUCUGCUGAAAACUUCUUAACGGCUUCUUCUCGUACGUAAAAGUAAAAGAAUAUACAGAAAAGCAAAAGGCUAUCAUCUUCAUCACGACUCCACUUCGCUGCAAAUUCGUUGUAAGCGUAAGCGUCUCUACGUUUUUGAAAAACAAAAAUAUAUCAAAAUGUCGUCCGCGCCUUCCUCCUCAAUCCCGUCCAGCAGCGCGUCGCUGCGAUCCCAGCGGAAUUAUGCGAAACCCUACCCAGUGUUGGUGCAGCCGCCCGUGAUCGCGGUCCAACACACCAUGCCUACUGCGCCCAUCCCGCGACCCUGGAUCCACGGUAAAAACGACGACGUGUGUUGUGCCUGCUGGGAUCGUAUGCAUUGCAAAUAUGUCUGGGUCUGGAAAAAUUGGAAUCUGUAUUGCGUGUCCUGCACUCCUGUAAAAUCUGUAUUGCGUGACCGACAAAAGCGCUAAUUAUUUGUCAUGCAAAAACGCAGUUUCUCAUGCGCAUUACAUAUGAGUAAGCGUCCUGAAAAUUUGUCAUGCUUGGCUGCUCUCAGGAGUUGGCUCAAUCAUCGCCACUUAGCAUCACAAGUUUCCAGACCCAGACAUAUUUGCAAUGCAUAGAUUGCUGCACCGCGCUGCCGUCGACGGAGACGCGCGACAUUAUGGAGUUCUCAAAUGUUACAUUCUCAACUGUAGUUACAUGAAAAUUGUAAUGCAAGAAUGGCAAAAGUGGAAGGGAAAAGAUUCCGCGUUUUGCAUUACAGGUUUGGAGCAGAUUAUAAUGCUAUCUAGUGAGUCGAGAACUUGUCAUGCAAAACAGCUUGGUCAUGUAGAUGUUGUUGCCAAUUUUGCAUGACAAAUUUAUGUAACAGUUGAGAGUGUAACGUUUGGGAAUCCCAUAGACAUGGCGACCAACGGGUUACUCCGGAUAAACUUCACCUAUUGGGACCGGCACUGCUGCGCGUGCGGGCCGCACCCGGGGGUGGCGGAACAGGUACAGGAUCAGCACUGCCCGGAGGAGGUCAUUCAAGCGGCCAUUGUGAACUGCGGGGGGAAUCCAGUAAUUGAGCUAAAGCAGGAACCUGAGCAACUAGAGAAAAUAAACGAGGAGCCCGGUCGCGUUCUCGACAUCCGAAAGGAACUAAUCGACAUUUGGGACGAGUACCUUGGCCAGGACGGGAUGCUCUUUCACUGCUGGGUCACCAUCACCUACGACGGUGAUGGCCGGCCGCAGAAAAACCGCCACUUUCGCCGUUGGAUCGCGUUGGCGUUGACCCCGGAGCAGAGCGCGCUGCUGGCGGGGGAACCCCACAUCAGCGGGGACGUGGAGGUGGAUUUGUGUUGCGGUGGGGUCAACGAACUAGCGCUGAGUAUGCACCCGCCCAAUGGCAUGCUGUUCUGAGUUCUCCUUUGGGGAUGGGGGGUGAAUAAAUCCGAAAAAUAACAAGAAUACCGGACUGCAAUAUGAAAAAGAAAAUGAAUAAAAUUGAGCAGAAGCAUAAGGAUAAGCGUGAUAGGCACGCACUACGAUUAGAAUAGUACGCGCUGCCAUGAUACAUCAUAGCCAUCUUGUUUUUUCUUGUGGAAAAUGAACUACCGUGGACAAUUUUUUUUUUUUUGACAUUGAAUACACAGGGGAUUGACACAUAUAUGUAAUUUUUUUUCCGCAGACAGCUCUACUGUUGCGAGCAGUUUUCUGGUUUUUUUCGAAAACGUCGUUUCUAGUCUGUGCGAACCAUUUAGAUAUUCACACUCGUUCUCACUUGAUAGCUCUACCUUUUCUUGUAUGAAUUGCGCAGAUAGAGAUGAACCACAAUAACAAUAUAAGUAGAAGCCGCACUCCAAUUUUUUCGCAAGGCACAUAAUUCUUUCGUUUCUCUUUAUUGUCGUCAACAAGAAGUAAUUCUGCUUUUGUACUUGGAUUUGUUUCACUUACUUUUGGGAAUUUUUGUGCCUGAGGAGACGUUUUUUCAGGUUGCAUGAUCCCGAAAUUGUAGCACGAAAAGAAGCAGAAGCAAAGCGCACUGGUUGAUGUUGAAUCAAGAAAAGCUGCGAAUGACAACGAACAAAAGGAAAAGUGCUACGGUUAUUUCACCUUGGUUUCGCUGCAGAGAUGAGAAGCAAGAGCAAGAUUUGUCCGCUUUCGUUUGAUCCGGAAGCCAAGAACAAUCUGCUCGACCAUGAUGCAGAUCGGGAACAAGCCUGAGACAAGUCCAUAGACAGAUGCAGAUACUACAUCUCGUAGAACAUAACGACGACGAGCAAAAGAUCAAAGACGAGCCGCAACGUGAAAAAGGUCUAGUAGGAUGGUAUAUUGUGACAGUUACUGGCAAGUAAGAAGCCCGCUCGUUGCGAUCCGCCUUGUGUCUUAUCGUGUAUCGGAGUCGUGUGUUGCAAAAACAAAAAAGAUCUACGUAGUCUCCAGUAGUGGCAUAUUGUCGUGACGGUGAAGAUGAAGAUCUAGUGUUAAUGCGCAACUCGUCAUCAAAGAGAAGAAGAAGAGCAAAAGCAACAGAUUUCUAUAAGUACUUCUGCUUCUGGUAGUUCGGUUAAACGAAAACAAUCGAAGUCGAACGCACAUAUUUGGCGGUCAUUGAUUCAUGGUCGUGUCAUCUGGUCGACCCGUCCUCUGUCAUCGUGAACAUUGAAGACUACAGCGGAGCCUCUAGUGUUUUGACGUACUAGAUAAGCUUGUGCAUGAUUCGGCAAGAUACUCUUGUUGCCCGCUUUUUCUACUUCUGCCUUACCAAUAAAAAUGAAAUUUUGAAUUUUCGCGGAUGCUUUCCCUUUCUUGCCCUCAAGUCCCGACCCGUAUUCUUCACUUUUACAUACAGAUACAAAACACAAACAUCCACAGAGAGCUGAAGAUGCAGAAGCACGAAGAUCAGCAGCUCGGCUCCAACAACAAUGACGGUGGUCCGGAUGCUGGAAGCGGCUCGGGCGGUAACGGUGAGGGGGAUGAUGAUGGCGGGGACCACAACAAUGAUCCGAAUCACGAAGGUUCCAUGGAGGACGAGGACCACGAUGGCAUGGUCGACCCAGAUCAGUUUGUGCACAACGAUCGCGACGACUCGCCCACCUUGGAUCACGAUGGCAAGAUGAACCGCCUGGCGGGAAGUGACGGUCAUGGCCGCGAAGUUGUGGAUCAUUAUUCACCCUCGCGACAUCCGAAAGGAACUAAUCGACAUUUGGGACGAGUACCUUGGCCCGGACGGGAUGCUCUUUCACAAUGUGCAACAAAAAAAUAUCGGCAGUGUGUUUCAACGACAUACACCGGGCGAUUGCGCAACACGGCCUGAAAAUAGGUCGGAUCUUCUGGAAAGGAGUAAGGCUGCAGGUGAAAAGCCUGGAUGCAGUCUGGAAAGAUCACAGCAUGCCGGACGUGAAGAAGCUCACGAACGCAGAAGAAGACGAUGCGAGGAGAAGCAUCGCAGCACACCAGGAAAUCACGAUCAGGUCGAUGCUCAGGUCAUCGACAAAGCGCCUCGUAACAACUACGGAUGGCACGGUGGACAAGGAGAACAACAUUGCAGCGGGUGCUGGAGCAACGUGGUGGCACGAAGAAGUGCGUAGGGAAGACGGGGGCUUUCACGAUCUGUCGAAAUUUCCAAUGCCAGUAGUGUCAAGCUAUUGCUACGUAGCAGCUCCGUCGCAGCUGCAUGACAUCCUGCGAGUGGACUCCUACGACGCAGAAGGGCGUGGCUUCGUACAUCAACUGCGGAAGUUGAAGAAGUGGCUGCAGGAAUUUGGGGCGAAGGAGUUCGUGCGAGAAUUCUACUUCUACCUGGAUAGUAAUUCCUUCUGCCAGUCCCUGGAAUGCUUUGGGGACAAAACAAAUCCACUCGCCAUAGAAGCAAUGCUACUGCUGGAAGAAAUCCGAGCGCUCUGCCUCGGAAAAGAGGGACCAGAACCGGAAGGGGAGGUGUAUUUUUUCUGCACCUACACGCCAGCACACUGCUCGAUGUAUUUCAACGACAAGGUCGAUUUCGAAGCAGCAGCUGCAGUACAAAGAUGGAAAGAUGGGGCCCGACCGGACACCGAGGGCGGGGUGAGUUGCCAAUACGUGAAGAUGCUUACGCCGCCGGUGGUUAGGAAUAUCAUCGCCAAAAAACUGCUGAGCGAGGAAUUCGACCGGUGUAAAUCCGUAGCGCCCUACAUGCUGCAGAGGAGAUGGGAACUAGGACCAUUCCGACCACCGCGGAACGCGUUACCGAGCAGAGAAGGCGAGACGCUCAUGUUCUGGAUAUACUUGGGGAUCGCUCCGAAGGGUCAAUUGGGGUGCGGGGACAUCGAGUAUCAAAAUACGAAGUUGUGCAGUAUGGUGAUGAUGCAGCAGUACUAAUUGACCAAGAUCGAAAUGUUGGUCACCGACAGGGUCUCGUGACUGCUGACAUCUUCAGACGCAUUGCAGAACAGCAGGGACUCCGGGCAGACGCGACAAUGGAGACUCGCUAUCUAGGGAUCACAGCCACGGACAUGCAGAAUGCAUACAACAACUUGCCACAGCAUCUCCAUCAAAUUGCGCAGAUGCAGAACAACGACAACGAGCAAGAGGUGGAGGAGGACGAAGAGGAGGAGGAGGAUGAGGAGGGUCAGCAGGCGGAACAAGGACGGAGAAAGAAGCGAGGACUUUUAAGAAAAGGCGGGGCACGGGUGAGAAACAUCUAACAAGAUAGGGCGACUUAUAACAGAAACGGGAUUGAUUGUGAAGGAAAAAAGAAGGAAAAUAAAGACGGCGGAAGAAUACCGGAGAACAGUGUUCGGUAAUGAAAUUUCACGAGGCGGAUCGGGCACCGGGCUAAUGUUGAUUGUGCCUGAGCGACAAUCAGGAUAGGAUCUUUUUUCACUUUUGAAGAACACUAAAAGGAGGAUCUAUAAGUCCUGCACGAGGAUCUUCUUUGUUUGCUUUCUUCACUGGGAUCUAGUUCUUCUGCCAUCAGCAUUCCUCUCAUUCUAUGCACCUUGCUCUUUUGCAUUAGUCCUCGCUCUCGCUCUUGAUCUUUUCCGAUCUUGUAAUGCACAACCACUGGUCCCUGGUGAGAUCUAUUGACAUAUACGGUCUACAGUAGAAGAGCAACCUGUAAUGCAUAUUUCGAAAAAUAAACAAAAGUGAAAAAAGAAAAAUGACAUGGCCGAGGAAAAGGGAGGUAUUCAAGAUCGCUAUUGGUAAUUUUAAUCCGUUCCUUUUUGUCUAAGACAUUUUCUAGAAGUAAUAAGGUAGAAAUAGCAACAGAUAAGAGAAGAUAAUCACUUGAGACUCGGGUCGACAUUUGGGACGAGUACCUUGGCCCGGGCGGGAUGCUCUUUCACAAUGUGCAACAAAAACACCUGAACUGUCUCCUCCCCGGCGGAUACGUACUGGGGCAGGUUUUGAAUCUCGGGCGGGACCCCAAGACGAAAGCAGUGACCAACGGGUUUUUCUGGGUGCAGCCGCUCCGCGCGACGAGAAUCGGGGAGUGGAGAUCGGAGCGGACUGAACGGUAUGGCGUGCUCAGACGUAUACAAUCUCAAGUGUUCUUACAAUUGAAACAAGGUAAAUCUGUCAUGCAAAAAGUGCAGCAUCUAGGUUAGGUAGCCUACUGUCACAGAAUUGCGCAUGACAAGUUCAGAAGCUCCAAUCCCGAUGAGACUCUGGCGAAAUUUGUAUUGCGAAAACCGCAAAGCUCUGCAUCCAUGUUCCUCAUGCUCUCUAUGCAACACAAAGACAAAAUCCACCAGUGACUCUAUUGUAACGUUUGAGAUUGGUCACACCUGAGCAGGUCAUAGGGAGGACAAGGAACUUCUGAAACGACUCCAGGCACUACUAGCUACUUUCCCCCGGCUGUG